This is a messenger RNA of Argiope bruennichi, 1370 nucleotides long. Its product is annotated as neuropilin and tolloid-like protein 1. The record is from RefSeq and is a predicted model, not a curated record. Lineage: Eukaryota; Metazoa; Arthropoda; Arachnida; Araneae; Araneidae. The coding region runs from base 96 to 1172 and encodes 358 amino acids. The transcript has 5 exons. Gene Ontology annotation, molecular function: protein binding.
ACCUGUUUAAAACAGUUGUUUCGUCGUCUUUAAAAAGGAAGGAUAUUUUUAACAUAUAUUAAAUUAAUUUUUUUUGGUUUAAGAAAAAGGGUAAAAUGGUAAACGGGAAAACUAAUCCGAUUUUUGCAUCGGUUUGUAUGGUUCUAAUGAUGAUGGUUCUUCAUGAUGUCAAGGCUGCACUACAAACAACCUUUAUGGAAGACAUCUGUUACAGCAAGAAAAGUGUUAUCGUUGAUCUUCGAUAUCAGCCCACUGGGAUACUGAUGUCCUUACCCCAGACAGAAUCAGUGUAUCCUUUCGAAUGUGAAGUGAUUCUGUCUGCACCAAGAGAGAGUUCAAUUGUCGUGAGCAUUUUCAGAUAUGAUGUCAGUCCCUCUGAUUUGCUGACCAUCGAAGACUCCGAUCGUUUUAAGAUCUCUUUGACAGGCUACGGUAACUUUAAAGACGAGAAGAAGGCAAUAAUCUCCGAAGGGAGGACAGCCAUCCAUUAUCGAAGGAAUGUCAGCGAAUUGUCCCAUCCGAGACAAGGUUUCCAAUUUACAUUCACUGCUGUCAAAAAAAAUGGCCCAUGUUAUGACAACGAAUUUAAAUGCAAUAAUGGCCUGUGCAUAUUGAAACAAUACGUCUGCGAUGGACAUAAUCAUUGUGGUGAUCGAAGCGAUCAGAACUCAUGCGUUCCGAAAAAGGAGACUGCCUCUAACACUUAUCGGGAUUCUUACCUAAUUUAUCCAAACUCAAACAUCAUUUGGAUUUCUAUUAUUGGAGCAGCUGGCGUUGUUGUAUUCAUCAUAGUUAUAGUCUUCAUUGUGGUCGUGGUUCGUAUGAGAAAGGCAAAAGCAAGACCUGCUGAAAAUAGCAAUAACCAAAACAGCGGAGGGAAUGCUACACUUCACUCUGUCUCAUCUACAGUACCACAACAAUCACCACCUGCUCCUACUACUGGUGCAGUGCCCUCUGCCCCACCUGCCCCAGAACAUGAAAGUUUUUCAUUCUACAACCGAGUUCGCCGAUCCUUGCGAGGUAUGAAGAAUCCCAAAACUGAAGAACUAUCAAAAAAUAUGGUCACUUCAGAAGUUUACCAAGUCCCGUCCAUGUAUCCCAAUCUUGAGCAGACCGAACAAGCGGUCUCAGGAGGUGGAAUUGAAAAUCCAGAAUUCAAAAGCGAGGAAUGAUGAAUGAAUUCACUUGUCUGUCUUUGUUCUAAAUAAGAAUGCAUUUGUAUACUUUCUUAUAUAUUUUAUCAGUCCAAAUAGAAUAUGAUAAUUGAGCAUGAAUGUAAUAACUGUGUAAAAUAUGACUGAGGGCCUAUCUAGGGACCAUCUAGAUAAAUGCAAGAAGUUUACUUUGAAAUAAAAUUUUAUCAGUUUUUA